Xiphias gladius (swordfish) is the source of this 1660-nucleotide messenger RNA. RefSeq names its product ataxin 10 (gene atxn10). Gene Ontology annotation, cellular component: cytosol. Bases 46 to 1563 code for a protein of 505 amino acids. The record is from RefSeq and is a predicted model, not a curated record. The transcript is spliced from 11 exons. Gene Ontology annotation, biological process: neuron projection development. NCBI's taxonomy places the organism in Eukaryota, Metazoa, Chordata, Actinopteri, Istiophoriformes, Xiphiidae.
AACCAAUAGCGUGUUAAAAUUAAGACGGACGUCCCGCCCAUCCGCAUGAAGCAGGCAAACAUGGCAGCGCUCAACAGCGGCAACUUGGACAUCUCAGCGUCUCUCGCUGGCAUUUUGAAUGAAAAACACUGCCCUGAGCACUUGCAAGUUUUAAAAACAUUUACGGCUGCGUUACGGGACAGGGAAUACAGGGAUGCCGUGGAGGAGCAGGCUUUCUCCCGUCUUUUGAAGGUCCUGACCAGGCUCAGUAGUGAGCUGCAGGCUGCCAACGGAGACGACGCGGACAUGCAGUCUGUCGCCCUGCAGCUGCAGUUGAUUGCUGAGUGCUUUAGGGCCCAGAGGAACUCUUGCGUCCAGAGCACACGCAACCAGAGUCUGCUCAGGGAGCUUGGUUUCAUUGAUGUAUCCCUUAAACUCCUGAGCUUCCUUCAAACCACAAAUUUGGAGAGCAGAGACGGCAUAUUUGAACCGCUCCGUUGUGGGAUCCAGUUCCUCGGUAACUUAGCUGUCGAAAACCAAGUGUGUAAAGAUGAUAUUUGGCAGCUGAGUUUCCCAAAUCUUCUCCUGCAGCUGCUCAAUGCUGAUGAUGAGAAGACAGUGAACUACGCCUCUAUGCUACUCCACACAUGUCUGGAUGAAGCCAAAGUGGAAGAACUGUCUGAGCCGCAGAACAUCCAGCUGGCACUCAGGGUGCUGGAGCUCUGUAGGACUCAACCUGAACUGGACUGGACGGUACUCAUUGCAACCCAGCAUUUCCUUAAGUCUUCAGCUCUGGUGGAGAGCAUGUACUCAGGGAUGUCUCACCAUGAAAGAAUUACGCUGCUAGAGGUGCUCUUUGCCGAGCUAAGAGAGGAGGACUCAGAGGAGUGUGGCAUUCCACCCAGCGUGGCCAGUUUUCUGGCUAGUUCCUUCCAGAAAGAUUGUGGCGCUGUGCUGACACUUGCUACUGGUUCUGCUUCCAAUGAUGAGGUCCUGCAGGAGGCAUUGAUGGUGAUUAGUCUGCUGGACGUUCUGUGUGAAAUGACCUCAGACCACAGGCAGUUCAUGUUCCUACAGGACCACCCUGACCUUCUAGUGACUACUGUUGCUUUGUUUGUUUUUCUACUUUUCACCCUUUACAUUCUCCCUACAGAGCUCCUGGAGCAGGUGCAUGCCAUAGGGAAGGCCAGUAAAAAUAUUUUCAGUGCUGCUCAGAACUUCUCCUCCUUCAGUGGAGAUGGAGACUCUUCCUCCCAUUCUCCUGUCAUCAGCUUCAAGGCUCACCUCAUCCGGCUGAUAGGAAACCUCUGUCACAGCAAUACUAACAACCAGAAGAAGGUGAGAGAACUGCAAGGCAUCCCCCUCAUCUUGGACAACUGCAACAUAGACAGCAACAACCCAUUCAUCAGCCAGUGGGCAAUCUUCACCAUCAGGAACCUUCUAGAACACAACACGCAGAACCAGGAGGUGGUCGCCGACCUAGAACGCCGUGGCCCCGUUGACUACUCUGCUCUCAGGGAGCUUGGUUUCCUGGUGGAGGAGCGAGAUGGAAGCUUGCUGCUCAAACCUGUGAAGAAAGACUAAUAAAACCUUGGAGAGGCAGAUAGGAAAGGAGACAACCCAUAAGCAGAUCUUCAUGUGAAGUAAUUGUUUCGAAAGGAAUAAAGUACAUGUGCAUACA